This is a messenger RNA of Lathyrus oleraceus (garden pea), 650 nucleotides long. RefSeq names its product 50S ribosomal protein L34, chloroplastic. The coding region runs from base 89 to 517 and encodes 142 amino acids. The transcript has 2 exons. Gene Ontology annotation, cellular component: mitochondrial large ribosomal subunit; ribosome. Gene Ontology annotation, biological process: translation. The record is from RefSeq and is a predicted model, not a curated record. Lineage: Eukaryota; Viridiplantae; Streptophyta; Magnoliopsida; Fabales; Fabaceae. Gene Ontology annotation, molecular function: structural constituent of ribosome.
UAAAUUUACAAAUACAAAAACGCAUUAUGAUGAUUCGCGUUGGUUUAAAAGCGGAAAACACUUGGCAGAAAGAACAGAAAAGAGGAUAAUGGCUUCGUUUUCGGUUUCUCCUCUGUUAUCCAUCACACUCAGAGCACCAUCUCUCACCGCCUCAAAACCGUCUUCACUCUCUCUCAAUUCCUCCAACCUUCGUUCUCCAUUGCUUCAUUGCUCAUUCGCUUCCACGCAUUCCUCUCUCUCUUUCCACUCUUCCUCCUUUUCAGGUUUGUCAUUGGGAUUAAGUUUGACAUCGAAUGUUGGAUCUAGAAGACAAAGCGGUCGCGGCUUGGUUAUUGUAGCAGCAGGAAGGACUGCUCUUAAUCUAACCAAGAGAAGUAGAUCACGAAAAUCAUUGGCACGCGUUCAUGGUUUCCGCAUACGAAUGAGGACAACAAGUGGAAGAGCUCUCUUAAAGCGACGACGUGCCAAGGGACGAAAAAUCCUUUGUACUAAGACCCAUUCAAAUAGUGGCAAAUAGUCACAAAAAAUGGCCUAAGAAUUAUUCUAUUUACAUGUAUUGACUUCACAAACUUGUCUGUAUUUCAAUUUUUUGUAACACAUGCUACAUUUUGAUCUAAGUUCGACUAAAUAUCAACGGCAUAUUGUGCUAA